Hevea brasiliensis (rubber tree) is the source of this 1182-nucleotide messenger RNA. Its product is annotated as MDIS1-interacting receptor like kinase 2-like. The transcript has a single exon. NCBI's taxonomy places the organism in Eukaryota, Viridiplantae, Streptophyta, Magnoliopsida, Malpighiales, Euphorbiaceae. Gene Ontology annotation, molecular function: protein binding. Bases 1 to 1182 code for a protein of 393 amino acids. The record is from RefSeq and is a predicted model, not a curated record.
AUGGCAACAUUGACCUUGGAGAAUCUGCCCUCCCUCGUUUCCCUUGUUCUUUUCUUUCUGUUACAUUUUUCGCUUCAUGUUGCUUCAGACUCUGCUGAAGAAGCAAAUGCUCUUCUCAAAUGGGCAGCCAGUCUUCAAAACCAGGAGCAUUUCAACCUAUCUUCAUGGCCUUUACUUCCAACAAAUGCCACCAAUUCCAAACCAAAAACAAGCCCAUGCACUUGGCUUGGAAUUUAUUGCAACCGUGGAGAAAGGGUCUUUCGAUUAAACUUGACAAAUGCAGGUUUAAACGGUAUGCUUCACGACCUUUCUUUCUCAUCCUUUCCUGAUCUUGAGUUUAUUGAUUUCAGCUCCAAUGGACUUUUUGGUACGAUCCCACUUGAAAUCACUCAGCUUCCCAAACUCAGAUAUCUUGAUUUAUCAAAUAAUCAGUUAUCAGGGAUAAUCCCGUCAGGGAUUGGCCUCCUAACAAAUCUUGAAACCCUGCACUUAGGUGAAAAUGAACUAAAUGGUUCAAUUCCUGAAGAAAUAGGUCAGUUAAGUUCCCUUAUUGAGCUUUUCUUGUAUAGCAACUAUCUAGACGGUCAUAUUCCUGUUUCACUAUGCAAUUUGACCAAGAUGGUUGCAUUACGCCUCUAUGAUAAUCAAUUUUCUGGUACUAUUCCUUUGAAAAUGGGAGACCUCGCCAAUUUGGUUGAACUUUUCAUGGAUUCCAAUAGCUUUGAAGGUCCUAUCCCUUUCACUUUUGGAAACUUGACAAAGCUAACUUAUUUGUUCAUGUAUCGAAAUCAACUUUCUGGUUCUAUUCCCCCAGAAAUUGGAAACCUGAAGUCUCUCAACUGGUUAAGCCUUUUUGGAAACAAUCUUUCUGGCCCAAUUCCAUGGUCACUGGGUGGUCUGUCAAACCUCACCCUCCUUCAUCUUUACAGAACUCAACUCUUCGGCUCCAUUCCUGAAGAGUUAGGAAACUUAACGUCUAUUUCUGAUCUAGAGUUGAGCGCAAAUCAACUUAAUGGCUCUAUUCCUUCUUUCUUGGGUAAUUUGAGCGUCUUACAAUAUUUAAAGCUCCGUAGAAACCAAUUUAGUGGUUCUAUUCCUGCUUCUUUGAGUAAUCUGAGGAUCUUAAAAAUCUUAACAGUCUUUGACAACCACUUAACUGGCCCUAUUUCCUUGAGUAAUUGA